Messenger RNA from Linum trigynum, 1851 nucleotides. The record is from the annotation of a GenBank genome assembly. Lineage: Eukaryota; Viridiplantae; Streptophyta; Magnoliopsida; Malpighiales; Linaceae.
ACACACUAGUUCUUUCCAUCUUACACUUCCAGACAUCCCAAAGGGAAAAAAACAGACUCUUUAUCCAAUUUUCACAUGACUCUUGUCACUUUCAAAAUCAUCACGGUUUGUAACUCACAUUAGCCCCUUCUUUUCUUAAUCCUUCACAAGAAUCCCCACCAUUGUAAAACUACCCCUCUCCUUUUCCCCCUCUAUACUUACCAUCACUCUCUAGCAAACUAUCAUCAGAAGAACUUAACUCCCCUGUAGAGACAGAACAGAGAAUCAUGGCUCUUCCACCUCACGUCGAUGAUCUCAAAAGACCACAACCAUACCCACUAGACUCCAACGCAUACAAGAUCGUCGACGAGAUCGGCGUCGGCGUCAGCGCCGUGGUAUACAGAGCACUCUGCAUCCCAAUGAACUCCACCGUAGUGGCCAUCAAGUCCAUCAACCUCGACCAGUCACGAGCCGAUUUCGACACCAUCCGCCGCGAGAUCAAGACGAUGAGCCUCCUCUCCCACCCCAACAUCCUCGAGUCCCACUGCUCCUUCACCGUGGACCGCUGCCUCUGGGUGGUGAUGCCGUUCAUGUCGGCGGGCUCGCUCCACUCCAUCAUCUCCACUGCUUUCCCCGCCGGCCUCUCCGAGCCCUGUAUUGCCGUGGUGCUCAAGGAAACCCUCCGCGCCCUAUCCUACCUCCACAACCAGGGCCACCUCCACCGCGACAUCAAAGCCGGGAACAUCCUCAUGGACUCAGCGGGCCACGUCAAGCUGGCAGACUUCGGCGUCUCCGCUUCCGUCUACGAGCCCAACAACAACAACUGGGCCCACGGCAGUGGUGGGCUGACGGACAUGGCCGGGACACCCUACUGGAUGGCGCCAGAGGUGAUCCACUCCCACAACGGCUACAGCUUCAAGGCCGACAUUUGGUCCUUCGGCAUCACCGCUCUGGAGCUCGCCUACGGCUGCCCGCCUAUGUCCCACCUGCCGCCGUCCAAAUCUCUCUUGAUGAAGAUCACCAAACGGUUCCACUUCGCCGACUUCUACGAGAAGGGUGACAAGAAGAAGAAGAAGUUGUCGAAAAGUUUCAAGGACAUGGUGGCGAGUUGCCUGAAUCAGGACCCUGGGAAGAGGCCGUCGGCGGAUAAGCUUCUGAAGCAGUGUUCGUUUUUCAGGAACUGUAAAGGGCCAGAUUUUCUGGUGAGGAAUGUGCUGUGCGGGUUGCCUAGCGUGGAAAAUAGGUACAAAUGUCAGCCUAAGGAGGAGGAGGAUCAUAAUAAUAAUGUCAAGGUUAGGAGGAUCAGUGGGUGGAACUUCAAUUUGGACGGGUUGAAGGUUGAACCUGUUUACCCGGCCGAGUUGGACCGGUCGACGACGAGUGACGAUCAUUCCGGUGGGAUCAGUAGUGGCAGUGGUAGUGAGAUGAGUUGGCCGGCGGCCGUGGCAGGGAUCGGGGAAGAUGGGGUGGAUAGAGGGGCGAUGGUGGGGAGCUUGGUGGUGCUGAGGAAGAGUUUGGAUGAUCAGAGGGAGAAGGUUGUGAAUUUGAUUGGGUUGUUGGGGGGAGGGGAAGUUGGCUUGUUGAGCAAGGAAGAGCAGCUGGCAGAAGCCAACGAGAGGUUGCAGCUGGAGCUGGAAAGUGAGAAGCAAAGGAGUCUGGAGUUGGAGAUGGAGCUUGGGUUUCUUAAGCUCCUUGUUUCUGGCGCGUAUGAUGAUGGUGCUCGGUAAUAGCCGCUGUUGAAUUUGUGGUUUCCUAGCAUUUGUCCACCUGUAUCAAUGUAUCAGAAGACUAUCAUUAGAAUUCCCAUACUCGGUUUAUCAUUCCACCUCCAUGAUCCAUGAUUCCUGUACAAAUUAAAAUGAUAACAAAGUC